AUGGCUCUCCUGGAGAAUCCACAAGUUGCGAAUAUACCACAAAGUUCCUAUAUCACGACCACCGAACCCCUAAAAGGUCCAUCGGACUCCCAUGCGCCUUCUGUGACAAUUAAAAGCACUGUCGACGAGAUCCAUACAAAUGGAGCUGCGCCCAAGCCCCUGUUCCAGCUGGAGGAGCACCCGGUUGAUGAAGUAAGACCGAUUAAGGUCGGCAUUAUUGGUGCCGGCCUCUCAGGAAUUACGGCCGGCAUCUUGCUACCCGUCAAGCUGCCGGGCCUUGACCUUCGCAUCUAUGAUAAGAACGCCGAUGUGGGAGGCACAUGGUUUGAAAACACAUACCCCGGGGUGAGAUGCGACAUUCCUGCACACGCAUACCAAUCGGCAUUCUCGCCAAACACCCAGUGGACAGAAGAGUUUGCUCAGGGUGCUGAGAUCAGAGAUUACUGGCAAGGCGUAGCGCGGAAAUACAAUGUAUACCAGUAUCUCCGCCCGCAGCAACAAGUACAGAAAGCCGAGUGGCUGGCUGAAGAAGGAAAAUGGAAAGUGACCAUCAAGCACGUUGACGGCUCCGAGAAGGUCUAUGAAGAAAAGCUAGAUAUCGUCAUCAACGCUAUCGGCCACUUUAAUGCCUGGAAGUUGCCCGAUUAUGAAGGGAUCCAGACCUUUCAAGGCCCGCUCUUCCAUUCGUCAAAUUGGGAUCAUAAUGUUGACUUGAAAGGGAAGCGAAUCGCCCUCAUUGGCAACGGUGCUUCUGGCUUGCAGGUUCUUCCCUCGAUUCAGCCUAUCGCCAGCCAUGUCGACCACUACGCUCGAAAUCCCACUUGGGUGGCCGACUCUUUUAGCAGUGGAAACUCCGGAGUGCGCCGACUAGAGCCGAAUCUGUUUUCCGAGGCGCAGCUGGAAUCAUUCAAAGAUCCCAAGAAAUAUCUGGAAUAUCGCACAGAAGUUGAAAGAGGGUUCUUCCAGCGCUUUGGCGCUAUUUUCAAAGAUACGCCGGACAACCAUUCUCUGAAGGAGAAGUGGACCGAGUUGAUGUUGAAGCGAGUGGCCGACAAGCCUGAGCUGGCCGACAUCAUUCUUCCUGACUUCCCGCCUAACUGCCGCCGUCCUACUCCUGGGCCAGGAUAUCUCGAGGCACUAACCAAGGACAACGUCAGCUACAUCCGAACACGCAUCAAGCGAUUCACGGAGAAAGGAAUCAUCACGGAGGACGGAGUUGAGCGAGAAGUCGACGUGACAAUCUGCUCAACGGGUGCGAACGUCGACCACGCCCCACCAUUUUCCAUUAUCGCCAAUGGUAUCGACCUCAGAUCCGCCUGGAAGAAAGAUGGCCAGUUCGGAUUUCCAUAUUCGUACCUCGGCUUUGCGACCCCGGGCUUCCCCAACCUCCUCUGGCUCGGCGGUCCCUACUCCUCCGGCCACAGCGGCACCGUGCCGAACAGCGUAGAGAACCAGGUGACGUAUAUCGCAAAGGUACUUCGCAAGGUCCGCAGCCAGGGCAUCAAGACCAUCGUCCCAUCGAAACAGGCAGCAGAUGACUUUGUCGAGUACUGCGAUGCCUUCUACCCGCGCACUGUGUGGACGGCCAACUGCAGUUCGUGGUAUAAUGGCGGCCAGCCCGGAGCCCGGAUUCACGGCCUGUUCCCGGGGAGUGCAUCUCAUGCAAAUUAUAUUCGUCGAGAUCCUCGGUGGGAAGACUGGGAGUACACUUAUGUCAACAACAGUGGCAAUCGUUUUGCGUUCUUUGGGAAUGGAUGGACUUCGAGGGAGCUUGAUCCGCAUGCCCACCUAACGCCUCAUCUGAAGCUUCCUGGGGAUAUGGACUUGAAAUCCCAUUUGGAGGGCUGGUGGGAUGUCUGA
Messenger RNA from Penicillium canariense, 1860 nucleotides. Its product is annotated as flavin-containing monooxygenase. The transcript has 4 exons. The record is from RefSeq and is a predicted model, not a curated record. Gene Ontology annotation, molecular function: NADP binding; flavin adenine dinucleotide binding; N,N-dimethylaniline monooxygenase activity. NCBI's taxonomy places the organism in Eukaryota, Fungi, Ascomycota, Eurotiomycetes, Eurotiales, Aspergillaceae. The coding region runs from base 1 to 1860 and encodes 619 amino acids.